Molecule: messenger RNA, 1431 nt
Organism: Actinia tenebrosa (Australian red waratah sea anemone)
Lineage: Eukaryota; Metazoa; Cnidaria; Anthozoa; Actiniaria; Actiniidae
Product: transmembrane 9 superfamily member 1
Biological process (GO): protein localization to membrane
Cellular component (GO): membrane
Source: RefSeq, a predicted model, not a curated record
CAAACCAAACAAGAUGGCGGCCUACAACCACCACUUGUUAUCGCUUAUACCGCUGUUUUACUGCUUUCUUCUUACUUCAGCCAACACUUAUAAAGACGAAGAGAAGAUUCCAAUAUUUGUCAACAAAGUUGGACCAUAUUUCAACCCUCAAGAGACCUAUCAUUAUUACUCUUUGCCAGUAUGCAGACCAAGCAAGGUAGAACAUCGCAGUUUAACGCUUGGAGAAGUUCUAAAAGGUGAUCGCAUGGCCGUAGCCAUGUAUGACAUUCACUUUAAAACUGAUAUAGAAAAUAGAGUGCUAUGUGAAGUAUCAAUGAGUAAAUCAGGAUUGGAGACACUAAGGUCUGCAAUAGAAGAUCUGUACUAUUUUGAGUUUAAUUUUGAUGAUCUUCCAAUACGGGGGUUUAUUGGUCACCUAGAAGAAGGGCAUAUUCUUCCACACAGACAUAAAAUUUACUUGUGGAGUCAUCUUCAUUUUGCCGUGGAGUAUAAUGGAAAUCAGGUCAUUACAGCUAAUGUGACAACAAAUGGCCACGAACCUGUUAGCCUGGAUGACAUAGAGAAGUUUCCAUUCAAUGUACAGCAUACUUACAGUGUUUCCUGGAAGCCCACCAGUGCCAAAUAUUCCGAAAGAUCCAAGCUAAGCACAGCAAAAUUUUUCCCUAAAAGCCUGGAGAUCCACUGGUUGUCAAUCAUAAAUUCUGUGGUUCUUGUCUUCCUCUUGAUGGGAUUUGUUGUUAUUAUCAUGAUGAGAGUUUUAAGAAAUGAUUUUGCCAAAUAUAACUUGAAUGAUGACAUGGAUGUUGAUGAAAUGGAUGGUGAUGAUUGUGGCUGGAAGAUCAUUCACACUGAUGUGUUCAGGUUUCCUCCAUACAAGGGUACACUAUGUGCCAUUCUGGGAGUUGGUUGUCAGUUUCUGACGUUAUGUUUCGGCAUCAUAAUAAUGGCGAUGCUAGGAAUGUUUAAUGUUCACAGGCAUGGCUCCAUGAAUACUGCAGCUGUACUUCUCUAUGCCUUAACUUGCUGUGUGUCUGGUUUUGUAUCAAGCUCAUUCUACAGAAAGAUUGGUGGCACAAAGUGGGUUUGGAUUAUUGUACUGACAGCAAGUUUGUUCUCAGUUCCUUUCUUUUUGGUCUGGAGUUUCACCAACUCAGUUGCUUGGAGCUAUCAAUCCACACAAGCACUUCCAUAUACUACUAUAAUACUACUCAUGUUUAUUUGGCUUUUGGUUGGUUUUCCAUUGACAGUCAUUGGAGGAAUAUUUGGUAAAAACUGGACUACAAGUUUUGAUGCUCCUUGUAGGACCAAGAAUAUCCCACGAGAGAUUCCUCCUAUUCCUUGGUAAAACUACCUUAAGUCGUAUGCAUUUAUAAUACAAUGUGGGGACUUUGAUGAACUAUGGGUUUUCUGGGCUGUAAUGGCAUGGUAUAA